CUGACAUGGAGGAAACGCCGAAGACCGGCGGCAAACACCAGAAGGUCAAAUUGAACGAAAUCAAUUCGUACCUGACCUGCCAGAUAUGCAAGGGUUACUUGAUCGAUGCCACCACCAUCUCGGAAUGCCUGCAUUCAUUCUGUCGGAGCUGCAUCAUAAAGUUCCUGCAGGACAAGAGCCACUGUCCCGUCUGCGAGGUGAUCAUAAACAAGGCCAAACCUAAUCUGAAAUUGGAUAAAGCUCUGCAGGAUAUAGUUUAUAAGCUUGUGCCGGAGUUAUUCCUGAAGGAGAUGCACCGGAGGCAAACAUUCUAUGCUGAGCAUCCCGAUUUGGCGGCGCGCGUCAAUCCAGAGCAACGCGGAGAGGACACGGAAAGGACGAUUUUCAAUCCUCGCGAUAGCUUCAGCCUUUGCAUCGAAUACACCAGCGACGACUCAACGCCUGGCGCUAUCCUUGUACCGGCGGACAUCAGGAUGACCGCCGAGGCGAAGAACAACCUCCAGAAGGAAGCGGAGUCACCGAUGCGCCGCUUCCUCCAAUGUCCCGGCAUGUUCCGCGUGGAUAUCCUCAAGAAGUGGGUCCACAACAAGUACAAUGUCGACACAAAAAAAUUCCACAUUGAUAUCCUCUACAAAAGGGUCCCUCUACCUGAUCACUACACCCUAAUCGAUAUAGCCUACAUCUAUUCUUGGAAGAGGAAUGAACCGAUGAAAUUCUUCUUCCGCAUCACCGAUAUCAAUCUGGCGAAGGACCGUUUCGAUUAUCUGGAACCGGCAUCGGAGCGCCAACCGACUCCCACGCCGACGCCUCCACCGAAGGAGGAGAUCAAACCUAGUCAAAAGCCUGAGUCAAAGAAGGAGUCUGAUAAGAUCGUCGUGGAAACGGAGAAGAUCAAGGAACCUCUCAAAAACGGCAACAAGAUCAAGACUCCGGUCUUCACGAACAUCACGCUGAACCGAUCAAACAACGUGGAGAUCAUCACUAAGAUCCAGAAGGUGUCCAACAAGAACGGUCAACCGAUCGGCCUGAACAUCAUCAAACAGACAGUGAAAAAACCCAAGGCCCCGUCCAGUGCGAAAAAGCAGAGCAAAUGUGAUAAUAAAACCUCUAAUAAUAAAAAGCAGGAAGUGAAAAGUGAACCACCCAAAGUGACUGCAGUUGAACCUUCACCUCCAAAAACAACAACACCUCUUCCUCCAUCGCCUACUCUUACUGCUGCAACCACCCCCAGUGAACCUCAGAAAGAACCAGUGAAAACCACGAUGGAAUUGGACGAUGAGAAGGAGCGUUUCCUCAAAUCGAUCGAACUGACCUCGCGUAGUGUGCUCCAGACGAUCGCGCAAACCCAGAAAAGUGAACCCGCCCCUCACCUCAAACGUAAACUAUCCUCAAGUCCUCGCGGCGGUAGUGAUAAACCCAAGAAACCGAAAGUCGAAAGGAAAACGCCGGCUAAGAAAACGAAAGCCGCUUCUUCGCCAAAAUCGGAGAAGAAACCCGCGCAAUCAACGACCGCCUCCGCGACGACAACAGCAACAGUUCCCUCGGAAAAUUUGAAAUCGCUCCUGAACACCUGCAAAAUCCCAUCGUCACUAUCAAUCACGUGCGUCAACGGUGAUAAAGAGAUGCAAGUGAAACCGAACGUGAACGUGGUGAAUCACAUCGAGAUCCUCAAACUGCCCGAUCCCAAGAUGGAAAUCGACGAGGAUAAGCAGAAACUGGAAUUGGAAAAGGUGGGAACGACGAUGCAACCUGCCAAAAUGGACGAAGUGAAGAAAGAACCGGACACGAAGAGCAGCGAAUUAUCCAUAACAAUCACAAUAGAGAAUCCCAAUGAUAAAGCCUUAGAUUCGAAACCAAUCGGAGUCCAUCCGAAUUUACCUAUGAUUCUACCUCCAACGGGAAGUAGUCACAGCACCACCCCACGUGGAUUGCCCACUUUCCAGAAGAUGUUUGAAGACACUAUCAAGAAACCGGAGUUCGCGCAGAAAAUACAAAAGUGUCCCAACAAAAAUAAGAAGGGAUCUCCGUCGGAGUCGACGAAUACGAACAACAAGAGGAACAUCUUGGAAAUUGCUUCGAAGUUGAUUAAGAAAACUAAAUUGGAGCAGGAGCAGAAAGACGCGAACGCGAAUGAUAGCAGCAAAGCGAUCAUUCCAAUUCUCAAUACGCAGAAAACGCUGAUGAAGCCGAAGAAGUCUCCGGAAGCGCCGAAGCAUGAACCAGCUCACACUCUGAACAAUCUCCACUCGACCAGUCUCGGAUUAAACUAUUCUAUAUCCGUGAGUCAGCUCUCCGACGACGUGAAAAAGUUGUCAUCACCCACGAAUGUACCUAAAGUUCCUUCACCCAGACCCGCCAUCUCGCCGAAUAUCAAAGUGCCCUUAAGUAUACAAUCGCCGAAAUAUCCUUUACCUUACACGCCGCAACCUGCCCACAAAUCCUCCUUCCCCACAUCCUCAUCAUCGCCCGUAUUACCAGGCGCCCUUCUAAAACCCACGAUCACGACAUCGCCUAAAUCGCAACUGCCUUCCCCCAAACUGCCCCAUCUUCCAUCCCCCAAACUACCGUCGCCCCGCAUCCCCUGCCCCAAAAUCCAUUCACCGCGUACCUCAUCACCGAAACUCCACUCGCCAAGAACCUCCUCAUCCUCCUCCUCGCCCCGAUUACAUUCACCCAAAGUGCACUCGCCCAAGCUGCAUUCGUCCCCGAAAGUUUCCUCGCUUCGACCAUCGACUGCGUCGCCAGACUCGAAGCUUCAAUCGGAGAAGAAACCACCACCACCCGCAUUGGACCCCAAUCAGCUGCAAGAGAAAUACAACCUCCAGAAUCUGGCUCAACUCACAGCGAACCUUAAUUUCAACAUGGCUCACCAAAACAGCAUGGCCUUUCAGCAGGCUAUGAUCCUGAAUCAGCUGGAAUUGCACAACAGGCAACAGAUGCACAACAGGCAUCAGAAUCUGUUCAGCAUGGGGCUGCAAUACGAGAAAUACUUGGCGAGUUUGAACGCCGCCAAUGGACAGAACAAGCUGUUGAACAACAUCAAGGAGAACUGACCCAAAGGGUCGGGUCUCAUCCGUCGGACAACGCAGGGUUAAAUUUGUGAAGCAAUUACAAUCACAUAAAUGUACGAAUCUUCAUUAUUAUUAUUAUUAUUAGCCGAUAAGGCUUUUAAGUCAAUUUAAGUUUACGAUCUUCUCGAUCAGUUAUUAUUAUUU
This is a messenger RNA of Nicrophorus vespilloides, 3215 nucleotides long. RefSeq names its product polycomb group protein Psc-like. The record is from RefSeq and is a predicted model, not a curated record. Gene Ontology annotation, cellular component: PRC1 complex. Gene Ontology annotation, biological process: negative regulation of transcription by RNA polymerase II. The transcript is spliced from 6 exons. The coding region runs from base 6 to 3053 and encodes 1015 amino acids. Lineage: Eukaryota; Metazoa; Arthropoda; Insecta; Coleoptera; Silphidae. Gene Ontology annotation, molecular function: promoter-specific chromatin binding.